This is a messenger RNA of Hemisphaericaspora subhashii, 1807 nucleotides long. RefSeq names its product Mub1p (gene MUB1). Gene Ontology annotation, cellular component: MUB1-RAD6-UBR2 ubiquitin ligase complex. The annotation marks the transcript as partial. NCBI's taxonomy places the organism in Eukaryota, Fungi, Ascomycota, Pichiomycetes, Serinales, Debaryomycetaceae. The transcript has a single exon. The record is from RefSeq and is a predicted model, not a curated record. Gene Ontology annotation, biological process: establishment or maintenance of cell polarity; ubiquitin-dependent protein catabolic process.
AUGCGGGACUCAAAUUAUAAAUCAGUAAACAAUAAUAAAGCAGCAGUCACAAUCACAACAAGUUUAUAUGACAGAAGAGCCCUUGAUGUUACAUCAGAUAAACCAUUAGUAAAUUCAUUGAAUUAUUUAACUUAUUUUGUAUCUUCCCUGGCAAAAGUUCGAGAAACAUUAUCGGUUGAUGGUGGUAUUGAAAGAUUAGUUGAGAUUUUACAUGAAUGUCAUAAUACAGAUUUUAAUAUCCAAGAUCAAAAAUGUAAUAGUGAAAAGAAAUUACUUACUGCUUGGAAAUGGACACUUGCAUUUCAAUGCUUAGUUCUUGCAGGUACAAGAGGAACUGAAAAGAUAAGACAGAAAGUCGUUAAAGCAGGAAUACUUCCCAUAAUUGCCACAGUACUAGAUAAUUAUUUAUCAUUAAAUGAACGAACAUUCUUACAUGCCAACGCUAGGCAAGGAUUGAAUCCAACUCAACAACAAUCUUACGCACCCAAUAUCCAACCACAAUCGGAAGUCAUACCCAAUGUCUUUAGGGCAUUUCAUGAAUCUCAACCGGAAGACAUUGAACAACCACUGCAAAUGCAAAAUCAUCCUGAACCAAUCCCCAGACAGAACAUAAGGGGCCAAUUUGCCGCUUUCAAUAAUCAAUUUGGAACAGACGGCAAUGAUACACCGCUUCCUACAGAAGCUGCAUUUCUGCAAGCAUUUAUGAAUCAUUUUAAUUUCAAUUUUAAUCUGGACAAUUAUCAAAAUUCAAUUCUGGCUGCAGCAGCUGCCAUUGAAGCUACAUCUAUAUCUAAUACUACCAUCAACUCCACCACCACUACCACCAACACCAUUAAUUCAAAUCGUCCGUUUUUCCACAAUAGUCAUGUUGAUAAUUUGACUAGUGAUGAUUAUGAGAAUUUAAGUGUUGAACAAUUAUUUAAAUUGAUACGAAUAACAGCAUCCGCCCCACCACCAUUCAAAAACGAGAACCAGCAUCAACCUCCAUCACCACAACAAACAAAACAUAAUACAAUCAGUAAUGAUAUAAGAAGAAGAUAUAUUAUUGUAAAUAUAUUACAUAAAUUGAAACAAGAAAAACAGAUGGAAAUGUUAGACGAUCGAUUUUUUAAUGAUUGUGAUUACAAUAUGGACAGUAAUUUACAAUUUCUUGCUGAUAUGUAUGCAAGAGAUUUCGAAAUUAAUAAUAGACAGAUUAGCACCAACAAUAAUAAUAAUAAUAAAAUCACCGUUCGGAAUUUCACUGAGACAGGAGUAGUCAUUCCUAGAGAUGAUGACGUUGUGUGGUCAUUACAAUUACUUGCAUAUAUUUCAAAAUAUCCUUAUUUGAAAGAUGUCCUACAAAACACUCAUAUUGUCACUGAUAUGAGCAUUAGAGAAAAACAUAUGAAAUUAUAUUUAGAAAGACAAAUGAAACUUAAAAUGAAGAAGACAUUGGCCAUUAAAUUGAAAUGUAAUCUGAGUCCGAAAUCCACAAAAACAAAAACUACAUAUUUGGAACCAUUUGAUCCUUCGCCAUCAAAUUCACCCCAAAUGUUAAGUCAAUUACAAGAUGAUAAUUUGAUAUUGGAUGAGGAUAAAUUUGAAUUAUGUAGUAAAGCAGGUCUAACUGAAAACGCCGAAUUGGAAGACGAGGAAGAUAGCGAGGAUGCUGAAGGAGAAGAUGAAGAAGAGGAAGGAGAUACACUUUCCAAUGGCAGUGGAAGUGUGGAUGAUGAGAUGAUGAUGAACAAUCUUGCUAAACAUGGCAGUAACACAACAAGAACAGCCAAUAAGGCUAGUAACACCACCCCAGAUGACUAUUUAA